Molecule: messenger RNA, 1587 nt
Organism: Penicillium bovifimosum
Lineage: Eukaryota; Fungi; Ascomycota; Eurotiomycetes; Eurotiales; Aspergillaceae
Product: unc-93 family MFS transporter
Exons: 3
Coding region: 1-1587 (528 amino acids)
Biological process (GO): transmembrane transport
Molecular function (GO): transmembrane transporter activity
Source: RefSeq, a predicted model, not a curated record
AUGGCUGAAUCGGAAAAGCAAACACCAGAGCAGACGGAGAUGUCGACACAGCAAUAUGCGUCGUCCACGUCUGCUCCUCAUGAUCCCGAGUCGGGCGUGGACCAGGCAGUGGUAGGCCCGGCCUGGAUGUACAAACCGUUAUUCAAGAUUGGCAAGUGGGAGGCUCCUUACUUUGCCUCUCCAGAGAUGCAACUAUACCUGGUGUCGUUUGUCUGCUUCUUAUGUCCUGGCAUGUUCAACGCCGUCAGUGGUCUCGGUGGUGGUGGACAAGUCAAUGCCCACGAUGUGAACAAUGCCAAUACUGCACUAUACAGUACCUUCGCAGUAGUCGGUUUCUUCGCCGGCUCCAUUGCCAAUCGCAUUGGCCUCCGGCUCACACUAUCCUUUGGUGGAUUUGGAUACUUCCUCUACGUUGCAUCUCUCCUUUCGUACAAUAUCAACCAGAAUGCAGGCUUCCUCAUUUUCUCCGGAGCUUUCCUCGGUGUUUGUGCCGGUCUGCUAUGGUGUGCGCAGGGUGCUGUGAUGCUGAGUUAUCCACAUGAACACGAGAAGGGCAAGUACAUUGCCGUUUUCUGGGUUAUUUUCAAUUUGGGUGGUGUCAUUGGUAGCUUGGUCCCUCUCGGUCAAAACAUGCACUCAACGGCCGGCAACGUGAACAAUGGCACGUACAUUGCCUUCCUGGUUCUGAUGGCCAUCGGCUUCGUCCUCUGCUGGUGUCUGGCAGAUAGCAAGCACGUCAAGCGCAAGGAUGGCUCACGCGUGAUUGUGAUCAAAAACCCAACCUGGAAAUCUGAGAUCCUGGGACUGUGGGAGACACUGAUCAACGAUUCGUACAUCGUCCUCUUGUUCCCUAUGUUCCUGGCCAGCAACUGGUUCUACGGAUAUCACUUCAACGCCGUCAACCUCGCCUACUUCAAUGUUCGCACUCGAGCCUUGAACAGUCUUCUGUACUGGCUCAUGCAGAUGGUCGGCGCAUUCGUCUUCGGCCAACUCCUGGAUUUGAAGGGUCUCUCCCGUCCGUGGCGUGCCAAGCUCAACUUCGGCAUCUUGCUCGCUAUCACCAUGGGCAUUUGGGGUGGCGGAUAUGCCUUCCAGAAGACCUACACUCGGGAGACCGAAGGUCUUGGCACCGAUUUCACCGACAGCGGCUACAUCGGGCCUAUGUUCCUGUACAUGUUCUACGGGUUCUACGAUGCUGCUUUCCAGACCUGCACCUACUGGUACAUGGGUUCUCUUUCCAACAACAGCCGUAAACUGGCCAACUUUGCUGGUUUCUACAAGGGCAUCCAGUCUGCUGGCGCAGCUGGAAUGUGGAGUUUGGAUGCACAGGAGACGCCUUAUAUGACCGAAUUUGCUUCUUGCUGGGGUCUGCUCGUUGGUAGCAUGCUCGUUGCCUCGCCUGUGAUCUUCUUCAAGGUCAAGGAGACUACUGCCGUUGAAGACGAUCUUCGAUUCUCCGACGAAACCGCCGUCGAUGUCCUUGGCGAUACUACUGAAAUGUCUGGCAUGGAUAAGUCUCAUGCCGAAACUCACACUCCUGCGGAGACGCUCCGUGAUUCUCACGAUGAACGUUCCACCAAGGAAUAA